Messenger RNA from Porites lobata, 3747 nucleotides. Lineage: Eukaryota; Metazoa; Cnidaria; Anthozoa; Scleractinia; Poritidae. The record is from the annotation of a GenBank genome assembly.
AUGGAGGCUUUUGCAUUGUGUAAGGGAUUAUUGAAUCCGAAAACCUUUAACAAGUUCAGUUUUCUAGUAAAUGUUCUUUGGAUUGUAGCUGGGAUCACAUUGUUAGGAGUACUGUUAAUCAAAGAAUCGAGGUCUGACUUCCACUGUGAUGUGAACAAUGCUAAAGUCGACAAGGACUUCGACACUCAGAAGUGUUUCGUGGAAUAUGAGAAGCUAUACAACAAGCUGUCUGUUCCUUUUUACGGUUUUGUUAUUGCUAACUUCUCUUUUCCUUUUAUUGUUUGCGUGAUAUAUUCAAUAUGGGCGACGCCAAGAGUAAAGAAACUUGAAAGCGGAAAUAUAGAUGCUAACACAACUCAAAGAAAACUCUUUAUUACGUACUGUUGUCAACUUGCCACUAGAUUUUGUGUCGGGAUUGUUUUUAUCCUCCUUCUAUUAAAUGAAGUCUUUUAUCCUCGUGAAUUUCCGUUAAGCUUCCAGUGUAACUUCAUGAGAGAAGUCAAUCAAUCAGCGAAUACGACUGGGGCAGCACAAACUCCAACGUACGAAUGCAACAAUAAGCGAGCUGAUUUAAAAACCUUUUUGACGUAUGUCGUAAGUGGGGUGAAUGGAAUUGUUGCAGUUCUUCAUUUAAUUGAGAUUUUCGUUAUUUUGUCUCGGGCAAGAAAAUGGGGAAAACGUUUCAUGACUGACUUACAGUUCUAUACUGAUCAUCUUACAUCUACCGGUAAUUACAAUCACCUGGAAGAGCCGGACGUGCAGCUUGAGGAAGGAUCACACGGAGAAUGUUCAGCCAGGACUCCUCCUCGUUCAGCUCAGUUGGAAACUUCUAUCAAUUCCAUGAAGGAAAGUGUCUUGAAGAACACCGAUCGACUUACAGACCUCUCGUCACCCUUGAAACCGAAACCGGGUGAAGGUGAUAAACCUAAAGAUCUUAAACUCGACCAAAUUUACACUAAUUUAAUUUUUCAUCCUGGAAGAGCUUAUUAUCACUUUCCUAAAAACCGGCGGGAACAGCUAAAAGUGUACCCCAAACCAGAGACAAAAUUACCACCAAACAGACCCGGAGACAUUGUUGAUGAUCUGCACAAGAAUAUUCUAAUCGUUGGUCGCCCUGGAAUCGGCAAAACAUUGUUUUGCACGAAGUUUUUGCGUCUUUGGGCAAGCGACCGCUUAUUCGAGGAAGCGCAAAAUCCAGAAUUACGAUUUGACGUUGCUUUCCUCGUUAAAUUUAGGAGACUGAACUUUACUGCUAAGCUUAACCUACGAGAACUAUUGGAUUACUCAGAAUUUUCACCAAAUAUGACUGAUGAGGUAUGGCACUACAUUCUUGAAAACCCAAGCAAAGUACUUUUUAUUUUCGAUGGAAUUGACGAAUACUCUGCAAGGAAGGAAAUACAAGAGGAUGACUCUAUUUAUAGAGACACCGUGGAAGAAAAAAUGCCUUUGCAUGCAUUGUACACGAAGAUUACGUCGGGAAAACUUCUUGAUGGAGCUACUGUAUUAACGACUACAAGACCUACUUCUGUAUCAUGCGUAAGAGACCCUGACCCUAGCAGAGUAAUUGAAAUUCUUGGAUUUUCAUCAGAGCAAGUGAAAAACUAUGUGGAGAAGUUCGCUGGGGAUGACAAAGGUGCAGGAGGAAGGAUAUGGGAUCAUAUCAGCACCAACCUUAACCUCUUUUCGUUGUGUUAUAUUCCUGUCAACUGUUUCAUCAUUUGUUCGUGCCUGCUUUUCAUUCUAAAGACCCAAUUAACUUCAUUUUCCACUGAUGCUUUUGUAAGGUCAGCAACUACACUCACUCAAAUAUACAGCUGCGCCGUAAAGCUUAUAUUCUUCAGGCACAGUAACAGAUACCGCAAUAAGACUGUAGGCCAGGACGAAAUUACGACACCAUUCGAAGAGCUGCCUGAAGAUGUGAAAGGGGAUUUUAAGAAGCUGGGAAAAAUUGCUUUUAAAGGAAUUAAAGAAGGAAGAUUAACCUUUGAAUCAGAAGAAGUUAUGACCCUAGAGGAUUGUGGCCUACUUCAUCAGUUGCCUGAUUUGAAACCAGAGGCGAAGCGACCCCUCGAAAAACCCAAAGCUCAAUACUGUUUCCAGCAUCUGACCAUCCAAGAAUUUUUCGCAGCAAAGCAUGUGGCAGACACAUUAAAAGAAGUAGAACUGCGAGAAUUUGUUUCAAGUCACAUCACGGACGGUGCAUGGCAAGUAGUGUUGCAGUUUGUGGCUGGGCUUCUCAGUGACCGAGAAGAACCACUGACCGAUAUUUUUACUAACCUUCUGCCAGUGUCAACGUAUGAGGAAGAGGAACAGGAACUGGACCCGAGCAUCGUAACCUGUUGGCCAAGUAAGGAAGACGCACAAUUAGCGUUAACGUUAUGUCACUGCUUAUACGAGAUCGAUGCAGACGAUUCAGCCGUACAAAACAAAGUAAGAGAGAUUGAUUUCAACGCUGUAGUGUUAAAGUACUGUCGACUAGGACCUGUUGAUUGUGCUGCAAUAGUCAAUUUUCUUAAAAAGCAUAACGAAAUUUUAAUGAUUAACUUGAGUGGUAACAAGAUUGGCUGCCUCGGUUGCAAAGAAAUAAGCAAGUUUUUAGAGUCUUCUACGAGUGUCAGUGAUGGUAACUGCAAACUUAACAGCUUAAACCUCAAUCAUAACUUAGUAACAGAUGAAGGAGUAAAGUAUUUGGCUAAAGCUUUGAAGCACAAUAAUUGCAAACUAGACAGCUUAAACCUCGCCGAUAACGAAUUAACUAAUGAAGGAGUAAAGUGUUUGGCUGAAGCUUUGAAGGAUAGUAAUUGCAAACUCAAAAGCUUAAACCUCGCAGGUAACGAAUCAGUUACCGAUGAAGGAGUAAAGUAUUUGGCUGAAGCUUUGAAGGAUUGCAAACUAAACAGCUUAAUCCUCUGGCAAAACAAUGUAACCGAUAAAGGAGUAAAGUAUUUGGCUGAAGCUUUGAAGGAUAGUAAUUGCAAACUAAAAAGCUUAAACCUCGCCGGUAACGAAUUUACCGAUGAAGGAGUAAAGAAUUUGGCUGAAGCAUUAAAGCACAGCAAUUGCAAUCUAAACAGCUUAAACCUCACCGGUAAUGAAUUUGCCGAUGAAGGAGUAAAGUAUUUGGCUGAAGCUUUGAAGGCCGGUGAUUGCGAAUUAAAAAGCUUAGACCUCGCCUGUAACAAAUUAACCGAUGCAGGAGUAAAGCGUUUGGCUAAAGCUUUGAAGGAUUGCAAACUAAACAGCUUAAUCCUCUGGCAAAACAAUUUAACUGAUAAAGGAGUAAAGUAUUUGGCUAAAGCUUUGAAGGAUAGUAAUUGCAAACUAAAAAGCUUAAACCUCUGGCAAAACAAUGUAACCGAAGAAGGAGUCAAGAGUUUGGCUGAAGCUUUGAAGAAUAGUAAUUGCAAACUCAACAGCUUAAACCUCGCCGGUAACGAAUUUACCGAUAACGGAUUAAAGUAUUUGGCUGAAGCUUUAAAGGAUAGUAAUUGCCAACUAAACAGCAUAGACCUCUGGCAAAACAAUGUAACCGAUGAAGGAGUAAAGUAUUUGGCUGAAGCAUUAAAGCACAAUAAUUGCAAACUAAAGAGUUUAAACCUCACCAAUAACAAAUUAACCGAUGAAGGAGUGAAGUAUUUGGCUGAGGCUUUGAAGGACGGUAAUUGCAAAUUAAACAGCUUUGACCUCGCCUGCAACAAAUUAUCUGAUGAAAAAGUAAAGUCUUGGGCUGACACUUUGAAGGAUAGU